Molecule: messenger RNA, 616 nt
Organism: Trichoderma asperellum CBS 433.97
Lineage: Eukaryota; Fungi; Ascomycota; Sordariomycetes; Hypocreales; Hypocreaceae
Source: RefSeq, a predicted model, not a curated record
CUACCACUAGAAGCAGUAAUAGCUGCCUGUCGAGUUAUACCGUAAAGGGACUGCCAUGCUAUCAAGACUUUCAUUCUCCAGGCCCCGUGCUCUGUGUUAUACUCGGUUAAAUCUCUCAAAUCUCGCUCGUUAUCGUGAUAUCAUCUGCUUCGCCCACAGUGGCUGCUGGUAUUUGGACUGGAUAAGGAACAGUAAUGAAUUGUGAUUUCUUCUACUCCAUUUUAUCCCUAGUCUCCAAUAGAAGCGGCGUCAUGCGAAAGCUUGUCUACCCCUCCUGCCCCCUGGGUUUGAUCAAUUUGCCUGGCUUCUUGGCGUUGAGAUACAUAUUCCGGCAGCUAUUAGAGCAGUAUAGAUCUCUUGGAUCGAGUUCCCGAUACGGCGAGCCAAGAAACCAAGGCUUUCAAUUUGCUUUACCAGCGGUACAUUGUACUUCGUCUCUUGUCUCAUAUAUUGUUAGAAAUGUCCUCUCUGUUGACUGUGUUUUGCCAAAGAACGCAUAUGCUCUUCCAAUAGGGUGUGAGUCCAGGUUAGUGUUUGGUCAACAAUGCUACAUCUCAAUCCUAGCAUAGAGUCGAGUUGGUUUUUUUUUUAAACUACAUUGGCGUAACGCAAUGCA